This is a messenger RNA of Trichoderma atroviride IMI 206040, 288 nucleotides long. RefSeq lists its product as uncharacterized. Gene Ontology annotation, cellular component: DASH complex; spindle microtubule; mitotic spindle pole body. The record is from RefSeq and is a predicted model, not a curated record. Gene Ontology annotation, molecular function: microtubule plus-end binding. Lineage: Eukaryota; Fungi; Ascomycota; Sordariomycetes; Hypocreales; Hypocreaceae.
AUGGACACUCGCAACACCGCCAGCGGCUCAAACAGCAGCAGCAGCAGCAGCAGAGCAUAUUUCGAACAGCAGCGAGAAGUCCUCAUCGGGGACAUUGCCGAAAGCUUCGAACAAGUCCUCUCCAGCAUAAACAAACUGAACCGAUCGCUCGAAGCAGUCAUUGCUGUCGGCAAUGAAUUUUCCUCCGUAGAAGCCCUCUGGUCACAAUUCGAAAACGUCAUGGCCAAGGACGAAGACGGCAACAAAGCAGCAGCAGAGCACCAAGGCGACGAAACACAAGCCGAAGAA